This is a messenger RNA of Harpegnathos saltator (Jerdon's jumping ant), 5754 nucleotides long. RefSeq names its product fatty acid synthase-like. NCBI's taxonomy places the organism in Eukaryota, Metazoa, Arthropoda, Insecta, Hymenoptera, Formicidae. The record is from RefSeq and is a predicted model, not a curated record. The coding region runs from base 1 to 5754 and encodes 1917 amino acids. The transcript has 14 exons. Gene Ontology annotation, biological process: fatty acid biosynthetic process. Gene Ontology annotation, molecular function: fatty acid synthase activity; phosphopantetheine binding; oxidoreductase activity.
AUGGAAAUUGGCGUUAUUCCACCAAUCAUACACUACGAAACACCGCGAAAGGAACUUACUCCUAUAAUUGAAGGUAGAAUAAAGGUCGUCACUGAACCUAUUUCAUGGAACGGCGGUUAUAUCGGCAUUAGUUCUUUCGGAUUUGGUGGUGGAAACUGUCACAUAUUGCUGAAAUCAAAUCCCAAAAACAAAAUCAACAUUGAAACAUCAGACGGUUUAUGUAGACUUGUAACGGUAUCUGGUCGUACGGAGGAGGCUGUUAAAACUUUAUUAGAUGAUGUGAAUAGCCGACAGCUAGAUGUGGAAUAUGUGGCUCUUCUGCAUAGCAUUCAUACUGUAGAUAUUGAGGGCCAUCCGUACAGAGGAUAUACCUUAGCUGGAUCUAAAGCUGUUUAUAACAAAAUAAGACAAGUUGAAAACUACCCAUACUUAAAAAGACCAAUUUGCUUUCUGUUCUCGGGAACAGAAAUUGAAUGGCAUAACGUAGAACUGAUGAAACUACCUGUGUUUGCCAAGGCAAUUGAGAAAUGUAAUGAAACAUUAAAGCAGCAUGAUAUAUGCGUCACGGAUAUUAUAAUGAAUGGGAACAAAACUACUUUCAACAGCAUAAAAAAUUCGUGCGUCGCAACCAUUGCCACACAGAUUGGAAUAGUGGAUCUCUUGACACACAUUGGUGUCCUGCCCGAUUAUACGAUAGGUCACUCCAUUGGUGAACUUAUCUGUGAAUACGUUGAUGGACGUUUUACUACCGAGGAAACAAUUUUGGCGGCGUAUUAUAUAGGCACGGCAUUUGAGCAGGCCAAGUUGCAGGUUGGUGACAUUACUGAGAAUCGAUCCAAGUACCUUGGGAUUGUUAGAUCAAAACUGUUGGAAUAUUUCAGCCAGAUAUUACCAUCGCAACUUUCAAAACGCCACAAUGUAACACAAUCGGGCAGGCCACGUAGUGAACGCGACAUGUCCGAAACUGCUGCAGAAUAUUACGCGGAUAGUAUACUAUAUCCAAUAUUAUCAAAAAAAAUGGCAGCUUUCUUACCGAAAGAUACGAUAUUCGUCGAUAUACUAUCAACAGUGCCGUACAAUGAUUUUCAGUCGUCCAUAGCAAAUUCGCUGGAGUCAACGAUGACGUUGAUUUCACUGUAUAAACGCGGCCAGAAGCAUACUAUACAAGAUUUUUUAGAAGGAAUCGGAGACCUUUAUAAUGUAGGACUUCAGCCACAGGUUGCACAUUUGUAUGCACCAGUUCAAUUUCCUGUUAGUCGCGGAACACCAAUGAUAUCUCCUCUCAUUAGAUGGGACCACUCUGAGGAUUAUUACUUAUUCCAUUAUAGAGGCGAAAAUAGAAUUUUGGACAAGGAAAGAGUCGUCACUAUUACAACCACUGACGAAGACUUUGAAUAUAUGUCUGGUCACAUAAUCGAUGGAAGAAAUUUGUUACCGGCUAUGGGUUACCUUUACGAAAUUUGGCAUACAAUUGGCUUGUUGAAAGGCGUUGAUCAUAGGAAUAUACCAAUUGUAUUUGAAAAUGUUAAAUUCCUACGUGCUACUCACUUAUCGAAAAAAGACAAAGUGGAAUUAACUCUUGUGAUCCAAGAAUGCAGUAAUAAUUUCGAAAUUAUAGAAGGAGGCAAUGUUAUCGUCAGUGGAAUCGUGAGGGUGCCUGACGAUGUUGCGAAUGAGAAAAUACCUAUCCAGUUUCUAUCUAAAGAUGACAAUGCUGAAGAGUGCAUGAACACUUCAGAUAUUUACAAGGAACUACGACUUCGGGGCUAUCAGUAUAUAGACUUGUUUCGCUCAUUGAAGAGCGCCUCAAUUAAUGGGAGCGUAGGGCAUAUCAAGUGGUCGACGAAAUGGGUGUCGUUCAUGGAUAAUAUGCUACAAAUGAAAAUUCUGUCGCUCGAUUCGAGAAAUCUUUACGUACCGACUCAAAUUCGCAAAUUAGUAAUCGAUCCCGAACAUCAUAUGACGCUGAUACGUAAACUCUCAAUGGAGGAAAGAUACGUACCUGUACACGUUUAUGAUUCUUUCGAAGCUAUUGUAUCCGGAGGAAUAGAAAUUUGUGGACUAAAGUCCAUGGUCAUAUCCCGCCGGCCAGCACAAGUUGAACCUGUACACGAGGAAUACAAGUUCAUUGCUUACCGCGAUCAUACCACGAUCUCCUUGGAAGAUGCAGUGCAAUUAUCGGUACAUGUUGCUCUUGAAUGUUACGAUUUGAAAAACGUCAAAGUAGUUGAGAUCGUUGAGGACGACGACAAGAUUCUGCUGGAGGAUUUAGUUACUCCAAUCGUUCACAUGGUUCUAAGCAACUUGCCAUUAGUGCGACCUAAUCUCACCUUAAUUGCAAAGGAGAACAGAUUUGACAGCUCCUCCUUACCUCAAGAUCUAUCAGUCAUACAGCCUCACAAAAUAUUGAAUGGCGAUACGUUCUUAAUGGUCAUUGGCGUCGGGAUAUUGACGAAAGGUGCACGCACCUUAUUAUCCAAUAUAAUGUCUGGUGGUUUUCUAUUUAUUCGAGAGGAUCUCAACGUCACGUAUGACAACGAGCUACUGCAACAGUACAAUUUAAAUAUCAUUUUGGAAAAACGCACAGAACGAGAGACAGUGCUGCUUUUGAGAAAGGCGGAAAACGCCAUAACGAGACGAGAAGUCAUACACAUAAACAAUUACGAAUUUUCAUGGAUCGAUAAGCUCAAAUCUGCGAUGGACGCGGACGACGGGGCGAAUUCAAGAAUAACACUCGUUGCUGAAGACGAUUCUGAUUGCGGUAUAUUAGGGUUUGUAAAUUGUUUGCGAAGGGAGCCAGGCGGCGAAUCAGUUAGAUGCGUCUUCAUCCAAGAUAAGGACGCGCCAAAAUUCUCCUUGCAAGAGCCUUUCUACAUGAAUCAGUUACGACUGGAUUUACCAAUUAAUGUUUUACGUCCCGGUAAUAUUUGGGGCUCUUACAGACAUUUAUCAUUACCGCCGCCGAAACUGGUACCUGUGCAAUGCGGUUACGUCGCUCAGGGGAUUCGGGGUGAUAUGAGCACAUUCCGCUGGGUCGAAGGACAGAUAUCUCCCAAAAUUAAGCGUGAAAAUGUUAUACAUACAAUUUACGCGACACUGAAUUUCAAAGAUGUUAUGAUAGCAACUGGCAAAAUGGCGUUGGAAUCCUUUCAAAUGAUUGGACGAGAUAUUGAUUCUUUCUUAGGCUUUGAGCUUGUUGGUUAUAAUGGGUCUAGACAGAGAAUGAUGGCAAUAUGUUCCGACAGAGGAAUAUCAAAUGUUCUAAUACAUGACCACGUUCUGUCUUGGGUUAUUCCCGAUGAAUGGACAUUCGAGGACGCUGCCACUGUUCCAUGUGUUUAUGCCACAAGCUGCUACGCUCUCUACGAGAAAGGAAAGAUGAAGAAAGGAGACAAAAUUCUCAUUCAUUCGGGCACCGGCGGCGUUGGUCAAGCGGCAAUCCACCUGGCACUUUACGAAGGAUGCGAAGUGUUUACGACAGUCGGGACUUUGGAGAAACGACAAUUCAUUAGAGAAACCUUCCCUUCGAUCUUUGACGAUCAUAUCGGCAAUUCUCGCGACAUAAGUUUCGAACAAAUGAUACUUGAGCAGACACACGGUCGAGGAGUAGAUAUUGUGUUAAAUUCUUUAGCUGAAGAGAAACUUCAAGCGUCUGUUCGAUGUUUGGCGAAAGGCGGACGAUUCUUAGAAAUAGGAAAAUAUGACUUGAUUGCCGAUAAUACCCUAGACAGAAAGAUUUUUGCAAAAGGCAUCAGUUUCCAUGCGAUUAUGUUAGACAAUAUAGUAAAUUCCACCACGGAAAAUAACGAAAUUGUAUAUAAAUAUAUGCUGCGAGGUCUGAAAAAUGGCUCGAUAAAACCACUUCCGAGGAAAGUGUUUGAAAGAACUGAAGUAGAAGCUGCCUUUAGAUACAUGGCAGCUGGUAAGCAUAUAGGAAAGAUCCUAAUAAGGAUACACGAUGAGAACGAGCCGUUAGGUCUUCCUGUUCUCGCUUAUCCUCGAUUUUUCUGCAAGUUUCACAAGUCUUACGUCAUUUUAGGCGGCCUAGGCGGCUUCGGUCUGGAAUUAGCCGACUGGCUGAUUCUUCGCGGAGCAAAGAAUCUUCUUCUAACUUCGCGGACUGGACUGCGAAACGGUUAUCAGCGCUCAAGGAUAGAACUGUGGAAAUCUUACGGGGUGAAUGUGCAAAUUAUCGCGGGUGCUGAUGCGUCCGAUCGCAAGGACUGUACGUUCAUUUUGAAUUCUGCUGCUGAAAUGGCAUCGGUGGACGCUAUAUUCAAUCUUGCCGUGGUGCUGAAAGACUCUUUUUACAAGAAUCAGACCGCUGAGUCCUUCGAAGAAUCAUUUAAGCCGAAGGCAAUGGCCACAAAGAUGGUGGACGAGCUAUCCAGAAAGAUGUGUCCUGACCUCCGGCAUUUUAUCGUCUUCUCAUCUGUCUCGUGUGGCCGAGGAAACGUCGGGCAAACAAAUUAUGGUAUGGCCAAUUCUAUCAUGGAGAGGAUAUGUGAGAGGAGAGUACAGGACGGAUUACCUGGGAUGGCUAUACAGUGGGGUGCAGUGGGUGAUGUAGGCCUCGUGGCCGAUAUGCAAGAGGAUAACAAGGAACUGAUUAUCGGCGGUACUUUGCAACAGAAAAUUCAGUCCUGCCUUGAGUCGUUGGACACUUUUAUGAUACUAAAUCGACCGAUCGUGGGCAGUAUGGUCGUGGCUGAGAAGCGUGCGGAAUUAGGUGGAGUGAUGGACAUUUUGGAGACCGUAGCUAGUAUCAUGGGAGUAAAAGACGUGAAAACGGUCGGACAUCGUACCCCAUUGUCAGAGAUUGGUAUGGAUUCGAUGAUGGCGGUGGAGAUCAAGCAAACGUUGGAGCGAGAAUUUGAUGUUUAUCUCACGGCACAAGACAUUCGAAGUCUCACUUUCGAGAAACUCCGCAAUAUGGCCGACAAAGACAAGCGUUUCGAGCAGACUGAGAUAUUCGAUUCGGCAGGUGUAAAAUUUUUGAUUCAUUUAUUGAGCAGUUUAGAUAUUGUACCAGAUGUUUGCAUGGAGAUGACUACGAGAAAGGAGACGGGCAAAAAGCAGAUAUUUCUCCUACCAGGAAUCGAAGGUUGCGCAAGCACAUUUAAUUCAUUGGCCUCGAAAAUUAAAAGUCCCGUAACAUGUUUGCAACACGGAGCAAAUAAUAUUCCCAUGAGCGAAUCCGUGCUGCAGUCAGCUGCCACUCUAAUACCUUAUAUAAUAUCGAAGAUAGGGGAUUCUACAGAAUUCAUAAUAGUUGGGUACUCAUAUGGGACAUUAAUUGCUAUCGAGGUAAUGAGACUGUUGGAAGCCAGAAAUUUCACAGGAUAUUUAGUAUUAAUCGAUGGCACACCUGACUAUAUGAAAACUAUGAAAGAACAUCAUUUUCCUUUCACCAAUCUCCAGGAAUUUCAGAACAAUAUUCUCCUAAAUCUUAUGGAUUUAUUUUAUUCUAACGAUAAUAUAUCGAUUCUAAUAGAAUUGUCCAAGCACGACACGUGGGAGAAAAAGUUGGAUGCUUUUAUCGAAUGUCUUCCAGACGAUAUUAUACAAAUGACUUUGGUUGAAAAUUACAAGACUUAUUGUACGACAAUUUAUAAGCAUCUGAUCGCUGUUCACGAGUAUAAUGCGUCUUUACUGCCGCCACUGAAAUCACAUAUAUUGUUACUAAAACCCACAAUGCCGUAUUUACUUUCUGCGGAUGAAAAUGAUGGCUUGAACAAGGUAUCCUUGAUGUAA